Molecule: messenger RNA, 966 nt
Organism: Hyaena hyaena (striped hyena)
Lineage: Eukaryota; Metazoa; Chordata; Mammalia; Carnivora; Hyaenidae
Product: olfactory receptor 52N4-like
Exons: 1
Coding region: 1-966 (321 amino acids)
Biological process (GO): G protein-coupled receptor signaling pathway
Cellular component (GO): membrane
Molecular function (GO): olfactory receptor activity; G protein-coupled receptor activity
Source: RefSeq, a predicted model, not a curated record
AUGAUAAAUCUGAACCAAACAGAUGUGACCCCAGCCUCAUUCAUUCUUAAUGGGAUCCCAGGACUGGAGGACAUGCACCUGUGGAUUUCCUUCCCAUUCUGCUCCAUGUAUGUUGUGGCAAUGGUAGGGAACUGUGGGCUCCUCUACCUCAUCUGCUAUGAAGACUCCCUGCAUAGAUCCAUGUAUUAUUUUUUGGCAAUGCUUUCCCUUACUGACCUUGUCAUGUGUUCUAGUACAAUCCCUAAAGCUCUCUGCAUCUUCUGGUUUCAUCUCAAGGAAAUUAAAUUUGAAGAAUGCCUAGUCCAGAUGUUCUUCAUCCAUACCUUCACAGGGAUGGAAUCUGGGGUGCUCAUGCUUAUGGCCCUGGACCGUUAUGUCGCCAUCUGUUACCCUCUGCGCUACUCAGCUAUCCUCACCAAUCCUGUCAUUGCAAAGGUUGGGCUUGCUACUUUCCUGAGAGCAGUAUUCCUCAUCAUUCCCUUGAUUUUCCUCACCAAGAGACUACCCUAUUGCAAGGGUAAUAUAAUACACCAUACUUAUUGUGACCAGUUAUCGGUAGCCAAGUUAUCCUGUGGAAAUAUCAAGGCCAAUGUUAUCUAUGGUCUGAUGGCUGCCUUCCUGAUUGGAGGUUUUGACAUCCUGUGCAUCACAAUCUCCUACACCAUGAUCCUCCGGGCAGUGGUCAGCCUUUCCUCGGCAGAUGCUCGGCAGAAGGCCUUUAGCACCUGCACUGCCCACAUCUGUGCCAUUGUCUUCUCCUACAGUCCAGCCUUCUUUUGCUUCUUUUUUAAUCGUUUUGGGAGCCACACAAUACCUCCAUCUUGCCACAUCAUUGUGGCCAAUAUUUAUCUGCUCUUGCCUCCCACCAUGAACCCUAUUGUCUAUGGGGUGAAAACCAAGCAGAUACGAGACUGUGUCAUAAGGAUCUUUUCAGGUGCAAAGAACAUCAAAUCCUACAGCACAUAG